This is a messenger RNA of Truncatella angustata, 1767 nucleotides long. RefSeq names its product major facilitator superfamily domain-containing protein. Lineage: Eukaryota; Fungi; Ascomycota; Sordariomycetes; Amphisphaeriales; Sporocadaceae. Gene Ontology annotation, molecular function: transmembrane transporter activity. Gene Ontology annotation, biological process: transmembrane transport. Gene Ontology annotation, cellular component: fungal-type vacuole membrane. The record is from RefSeq and is a predicted model, not a curated record. Bases 26 to 1438 code for a protein of 470 amino acids. The transcript is spliced from 3 exons.
ACGCAUUGCAACCCGGAUAACGACAAUGGAAUCGAAUACGGGACAAAGUGCUGGAUUGUUGCAGCGGUGCCUCGAUGAAUUGGGUCUUGUCACGCUGUACAAUUCAACGCUCGACAUUAAGUUAUUAUGCCUGCAACGUUUGGUACGACUGUUCGCCUACGGAGCGUCAACGCUCAUCCUAGUCACUUACCUUGAGGCCUUAGGUAUCUCCAAGACACAAAUCGGGCUUUUCAUGACCCUGACCCUGGUUGGCGACAUAUGCAUUAGUUUCUUUUUGACUUUGUUUGCUGAUGGGCUUGGCCGGAAAGCAAUUCUUGUCCUCGGUGCCCUGCUCAUGACCGCCAGCGGCAUCGUCUUCGCGUUCUCCGGAGAGUACUGGGCAUUGCUUUUCGCGGCGAUCGUUGGAGUCAUCAGUCCGAGUGGGAGCGAAAUCGGGCCGUUCAGGGCCAUAGAGGAGAGCAUUGUUGCCCAUCUCACUAAACCUCAAGAUAGGGCUCACAUAUAUGCGUGGUAUAGCUUGAGCGGAUCCCUCGGCACGGCGUUCGGCAUGCUCACAGGGGGCCUGGUUACUGACCGGCUAACUCAUGGCCUGGGCUUCAGCCGUAUCCAAUCGUACCGAGUAAUCUUCCAGAUAUAUGCUGGACUUGGGCUAUUCAAAGCGCUUUUGGCUUUCAUGCUGAGCUCAAAGGUUGAGACAGCCGAGAAGCAGCAGCAGGUCCCCGUCGACAAUGGGAAUGGCGAGACAGCACCUCUGCUUGGCAGCCCAGCUCCGACUGAAGAGCUUGAAGCCCCGAAGCCGAAGCGCUGGCUGCAUUCUCUUAUCCCAAAGAUCAGCAAACAGAGUGUGAAAGUUGUAGUCGAGCUCUGCUUGCUAUUUGCCUUGGACUCCUUCGCAUCUGGACUAGCUCCUAUUUCCUGGUUGACAUAUUUCUUCCGUACUCGAUUCAACAUUGAAGAAGGCCAGCUAGGCACAAUAUUUCUCGUCUCGAGCAUAGUUACAGCAGCAUCUAUGCUUGUGGCGGCCUCCUUCGCAAAGAGGUUCGGCAACGUCAUUACUAUGGUGGCUACUCAUUUGCCAUCGUCUCUCUGCCUGACGCUUAUCCCUCUGUUCAAUAACCUGCAUUGGUCUCUAGUGUUCUUGUUUCUGCGUGCGUCCACACAGUCGAUGGACACGGCGCCCCGCUCCGCUUUCUUGGCCAUGAUCAUAUUGCCGAGUGAGAGAACGGCAAUAAUGGGGACGGUAAACGUGAUUCGAACGUGUGCUCAAACCAUGGGGCCUUUGAUCACCGGUAUACUCGCAGACAAAAACAUGCUUUGGGUGUCUUUCGUCGUCGCCGGAGCUUUGAAGGCUGUCUACGACGUGGGGAUUCUAGUAAUGUUCAAAAGCAGGGAGAAAGAAAGAGCAGAAACCGAGGACGAGACAGUCGCGAACACUUAGCAACAGACGACCCGGGAGCAUCAACGGGUCGUUUAAGCACGGCAGUCAAGCGUCUAUAUGGGCAGAUUAUCCGAUGCGGUGUAAAUGUAACAGACAGGGGAUUCAACACUGGAAGGCAUGCAGGUGCAGUGGGCCUCCACUGCAGACGCUAAAAUUGCAGGGAAAUAUGCGGGGGACCAAGAAUAAAUGCACUCGCGAAAAAUGCAAUACGCCAUGAAUGCACUGUUGAGUAUGCAGUAGGUCCCACGUCGAGCCGCUCGUGGAGGCAACAAAUUAUAAAACAAGAUAGAAGUAAAUAGAGAGGUUCUUACCAAAAGUCUCCAGUCGUC